Messenger RNA from Tigriopus californicus, 944 nucleotides. RefSeq lists its product as uncharacterized. NCBI's taxonomy places the organism in Eukaryota, Metazoa, Arthropoda, Copepoda, Harpacticoida, Harpacticidae. The record is from RefSeq and is a predicted model, not a curated record. The coding region runs from base 245 to 580 and encodes 111 amino acids. The transcript is spliced from 2 exons.
UCAAAUAUCCACAGCCUGCUGUAUAGCUUUUUUUGUUCAUUUCAGUUUGUUAAAAAAGGGACCAUGAUUUGCAUAUUUCUUAACACUCAUCCAACCAUGAGUUGGCUUGGAAAACGUGCGAAGGGGAGUUGUUACUCUCUACAAGAGGGAUAAAAGAAAAAAGAAAAGGCCGUCUUUUCUGCACUCUAAAGCCAGUCUUUAAUCCCAAUUCAACUCGUUUGCAUCGACGUCCCAAGCACCAACAAUGACUCGAAGCGACCUCUCUGCGUUCUUUCUGAUCUGUUCCUUAUGGACCUUCUCAUUUGGGCAAGCCUUGGAACAACAUCACGAUGGGAUUGAAUUAUGGCCAAUCACGCAUCAAUAUGAAGCCGUUCCAACUGUCGGUUCAGAAGAUCAAUCCAUGGAGGAAGAGCUCAGACACGAUCUAGAUGAGUUGGCCUCGGUGAUGAAGAUCCUUCAACUCAAGAUAACCGAUAUUUUGACUCGUUGGGAUGUUCAAAAGACCGAUCCAGCUUUGACCCAAUCACCCAACAACGACGCUGACUAUGAGGCUGUUUACUCCGAGUACAAUCUCUAUUGAAGUGGAAUGAGAUAAAUCACUUGGAAUCACAGAAUGAAUCAUGUUUAGUAUUUUUCACGAUAUUGUUACAAUUUUAUUGACCCCUCUUUGCGAAUUAUUCAAGGCAUUAAUUACGGCUCCUUACACAAAUGUGCUUGUGAUUGAAACUUUCUUGACUAGAUCAGUGUGUUUCGAUUCGAAAUGAGUGAAAACGUUACAAUCAUUUUGGGAAAGUUUUUCAAUGAACAAACGAACCCUAUUGUAGAAAGCAACAUGUGCUGUAAACUUUUGUCUCUUAAAAGCCUAUAUGAAAAAAGUGGGUGGAAAAGUAGCUUUUUGUAUCAGCUAUCUUGUUCGUACAAUAAUAACGAUUCUUGCAACGGGA